UGAAGUGAAUGAGCGCAUCGAGGGGAAUUUCCUCCAGCGCCUGUUAAAGGGGCGGAAGUCCGUCAGACACUCGCUGGAUUUCCUAAACGCUUUUUCUCUUUCAGUUUCUCACAGACAGUUACAAACUCCAGCGACUCCACAGCAGUUCAGAGGUUGUCAAUUGGACCUAAGCAGUACUUGGCUACACCAGAAACAGUGACCCAACCAACCAUGAGCAGCACCUACAGCGUAUCCUUGAUCGGACCUUCUCCCUGGGGUUUCAGACUUCAGGGUGGGAAGGACUUCAGCAUGCCACUCACCAUCUCCAAACUGACAGAUGGAGGGAAAGCGGCUAAAGCGAAGAUCAACGUUGGAGACGUUGUGUCGUCUAUCGAUGGCAUCGCCACAGACACCAUGACACACCUGGAGGCCCAGAACAAAAUCAAAGCUUGUGUGGGAAACCUGAACCUUUCACUGCAGAGAUCCUGUGCUAAAAGGGAGACCACAAAGGAUGAAGCACCGGAGAUCAUAAAGCCUGUGCCCAUCAUCCAAUCAGCUGUGCCUGCCACUUCCUCCCCCGCCAGCAUCGCCCCGGGCAACAGCGCUUACAAUAAGACCGCACGGCCUUUCGGUGGGACCGUUAAUACCAUACGAUCAGUCAGUCCGUCCUCGGCGCUGACAGCACCCAAAGCCGCUAUCCCCUCCGCUUCUUCUGCAUUCACUCCAGCUGCGCCUUCCCAGCAGCCUCCUCAACCCCCUUUCCCACUGGGUGGCAGCGCCAACCGUCCGCUGUCCUCGCCUAGCUCCGCCCCUAGGCCCGCAUCUGGCCACUCUCCCUUCGCCAACUCCUCAACAACCUCCUCUGGCUCCUCAUCCCCGGCGAGAUUGAUAGGCCCCCCGUCUGUCCCCACCCCCCCACAGCCCUCCGUCUAUAACACACCCAUCAACCUCUACUCCAAUCAUAAUGCCUGUGAGGUGGCGAUGGGUCAGAGGCGGGGCCUGCUGGAGAGCAAAGGCACAGGAGAACAACAAAACGGGACUGCUCGGAAACCCGUCAUAGAGAUGGAGAAUCACGUGUCUCCGCUCAGUGAUGCCAGUAAAAAGCGUCUGAUUGAGGACACGGAGGAUUGGCACCCGCGCACGGGCACGUCACAGUCCAGAUCCUUCCGUAUCCUGGCACAGAUCACGGGCACAGAGAACGAUCAAGCCCAGGAGAAGCGGCCCGGAAAGAAGGAGGAAGAUGAGGAUGUUCAGCCCAGUUCUCAUGUAACAUCUUCAGUCAAAACUAUGACCAAAACCCCCGCUGGAGCCCCUCGACAGGGCAACGGCGUCACACCACCUACAACCAAAAACUGGCAGUCGGGGAACACUGCAGGAUUUCCCAAAGCGAGUGCACCUGUGCCGCAGACGGGCCCCUCGUUCGGACGGGUGAGUAACAGCGCUCCAAAGGGUCCAAAUCGUCCCGCGGCUCAAGCUCACCCUAACGACCAAAGUGAUUUGCUGGUACAAAGAGCCGAACAUAUCCCUGCGGGCACACGCACACCAAUGUGUGCUCAAUGCAACAUGGUCAUCAGGGGUCCGUAUCUGGUGGCCAUGGGCAAAUCGUGGCACAAGGAGGAGUUCAGCUGUGCCCACUGUCACAACUCACUGGCAGAUGUGGGGUUUGUGGAGGAGCGGGGAUCCGUGUACUGCGAGCACUGUUACGAACAGUUCUUUGCUCCUGAAUGCUGCCGCUGUCAACAGAAGAUUCUUGGGGAAGUCAUCAACGCCCUGAAGCAAACCUGGCAUGUGUACUGCUUCCUGUGUGCGUCCUGCCAGCAGCCAAUCAGAAACAACACGUUUCACCUGGAGGACGGGCAGCCGUACUGCGACACAGAUUACUACAAUCUCUUCGGUACCAGCUGUCAUAGUUGCGACUUCCCCAUCGAAGCUGGUGAUAAGUUUCUAGAGGCGUUGGGCUUCACGUGGCACGAUACCUGUUUCGUGUGUGCGGUGUGCACCACAAGUCUAGAAGGUCAGACUUUCUUCUCCAAGAAAGACAAGCCGUUAUGCAAGAAACACGCUCACACCGUGCAGUUCUGAACACGCUCGCUGUGAAACGACAGACGACAGUGGAAUGAUUUGUUUAUUGAUGGUCAUAUUUGAGAUUUAUUUUAGUAUUUGAAUGCUUUUGCUAAGAGAAAUAUAAAAUAUAGAAAAAAAAAAAAACUCACUUUCAUAGUAUUGAAAAAGGAUGCAAUGACUGUAAAUGGUGACUGAGGCCCGACAUCUGCUGUGUUGUGUUCCACUCUAGAAAGUCAUGUAUGUUUUGAACAACAUGAGGGUGAGUAAAUGAUGACAGUUUUCAUUUUGGGGUGAAUUGUUCCCCUCCAGUAUUCUUAUCUGGUGAAAUUAGGAAUGUUUUGAUGUUUUUACCGGAAAACAAGAAUACAUUUUUUCGCAUUGGAAAUAUUUGCAUUGAUUCCAGUUUGAUCACAAAGUGUUUAUCAACAAACAUCUGAAGCUCGUUAUUUACAUCAGAGUUAAUAGAACGCUGAUACAUUAAAGCAGUUUGUGCACGAUUAUGGAAACGUCAUCAAAGACUUUCUAUCAGAUAUUGAGCAUUUUUAGUAUUUAAUGCACCUGAUAAAUGAACUUUCCUAAAUGAGAUGUGGAUGUUCUUGUGUGGCAUCAUGUUGGCGAAUUGAAUGUAAUGUUUGAUCGAGAAUACACGUCACUAUAAUAGAACAUAAUUUGAACUUUUUAGUCUUGAUUUGAAGCCUCGUUAUUCUGCUUUUGAUGCAUAUUUAAAACAGACUUUGACCUGAAAUGUUUAGUGCAUUCACACAUUAAAAUCACAAGUAUGUUGGCUAUAAAAUUGCCACAGUUCAGAUCCAUUCAAUUCAGACUCGUGAGCCGCUCUAUUAAUUAACUAUAUUUAUUGAGGGGGUAGACGUGAUGGUUUCUGGGGGUUUCUAAGGGCUUUGCAUAUGUAUUACAGCACUGACAGCAUCCGUGCAUUCAGAACGUUGAUGUAUAAUGUUGCAUGAGUUGUUUUUGCAUCUUGUGAGGUUUAUGAAAUUCAGUGUUUGUCAGGUUUAUAUUCUCUUAUUGUCUCAGUGCCUUAAUUAAAACUUUAUUUUGUGCAAAUAGAACUAAUAUACAGAUAUUUACAUGUAUGCGUAAUUAAGAUUUCUGAUUUGUUCUCUUCGUUGUUUCGCUUGAGUUGUUAUGCUAAUAAGGGGUUGAUGGUUCAUGAUCUUUAUGCUUUAAUUCUAUUCUAGUUUUAAACUGUAAUGCACCUCUGUAUUAUGAGAUGGGAUGAAAUAAUAAAAUAAACUUUUUCUUUUAUCAAAU
Molecule: messenger RNA, 3315 nt
Organism: Xyrauchen texanus (razorback sucker)
Lineage: Eukaryota; Metazoa; Chordata; Actinopteri; Cypriniformes; Catostomidae
Product: PDZ and LIM domain protein 5-like
Exons: 13
Coding region: 211-2061 (616 amino acids)
Biological process (GO): heart development; actin cytoskeleton organization; muscle structure development
Cellular component (GO): adherens junction; stress fiber; Z disc
Molecular function (GO): muscle alpha-actinin binding; actin binding
Source: RefSeq, a predicted model, not a curated record